CCCCACUUUCCUUUUUAACUUUCCCGCUAGUUUUCCUAGAGGAAAAUUUUGCCACUGAUUUUCCCUCACUUUCUUACUCACUGAAACUCCAUGAACUCUAGAGAACUCACUCUGGUUUCAACUGCCACAAUCUUUGGUGCUUUAGCAUCUGCACUCGCUUAUCGUCUCUUAUUCUCUAACCCUAAAAAAUACUUCUCACGAAUCGAUGCUUCACGGAACGGCGACGUUGCCAAGAAAUGCACUUCUCAGAGCCCUUUCGAUCCCUCGAAACGCAAGGGGUAUUUGACAUGGGACGAUUAUUUUAUGGCAAUUGCAUUUUUGUCAGCUGAAAGGUCCAAAGAUCCAAACAGGCAGGUUGGCGCAUGCUUGGUUAGUCAAGAUGGUAUAAUUCUUGGCAUUGGCUAUAAUGGAUUUCCAAGGGGUUGUUCAGAUGACAAGCUUCCUUGGGCAAAGAAAUCCAAAACUGGGAAUCCUUUGGAGACAAAGUAUCCUUAUGUUUGUCAUGCUGAAGUCAAUGCCAUCCUAAACACAAAUCAUGCAUCAGCUGUUGGGCAGAGGCUUUAUGUGACCAUGUUCCCUUGCAAUGAAUGUGCUAAGAUAAUUAUUCAGUCAGGUGUGUCUGAAGUUAUAUAUUUUGUGGAGAAGAGGCUAAACAAUUCAGACACUGCAUACGUUGCGUCACACCAACUAUUAUCCAUGGCUGGCAUUAAAGUCAGGAAACAUCAGCCAAAAAUGAACCAAAUUUUGAUCAAAUUUGAGGAGCCAUAGUAUGAUAUAAUGCGAAUGUUGCGCAUGUCUUUGCAGUUUAAUGACUUCCUGGAUAAUAAUCUCAGAUGACCUGUAAUUUCAUAUAAUUUAUUCCAACCUUCGCAAAUUUGGUGGUCGUAUCUUUUCCUAAAGGA
Molecule: messenger RNA, 902 nt
Organism: Pistacia vera
Lineage: Eukaryota; Viridiplantae; Streptophyta; Magnoliopsida; Sapindales; Anacardiaceae
Product: deoxycytidylate deaminase
Exons: 9
Coding region: 91-768 (225 amino acids)
Molecular function (GO): hydrolase activity; zinc ion binding
Source: RefSeq, a predicted model, not a curated record